Molecule: messenger RNA, 624 nt
Organism: Pelodiscus sinensis (Chinese soft-shelled turtle)
Lineage: Eukaryota; Metazoa; Chordata; Testudines; Trionychidae
Source: RefSeq, a predicted model, not a curated record
UUUUGCAUUAAGACCCACACGGGUUCGCAGGAGAAGGUGUUUGUGAACAUCUGCCGGUCGAUGCACAUCCCGCCGCCCCCCGACCUCAGCCGCCAGGAACUGGAGUGUCUGAUCGAGUCGGACAGCGCCUCGUCCUUCCGCAUCCCCAUGAGCCUGGGGGAGCCCCAUGCCGAGCUGGACAACAGUGGGAACGGCUGCACCACCUACGACGUCGUCAUCAACUCCGGCUUCUUCGCCAAACUGGAGGCGGAUCCCUUCUUCAAAGAGUUCUUCAUCACUGUCGCCUUGGAGGGGCUGGCAGACAAGUACAAUAUGGACAUCAAUCACCCAGAAUGGCGAAUGCUGAAGAACCGUAAGUUUAUGGGCUCCGUCUCUGAACAGACCAUCCGCACCAAGUCCAGCCCCGUCAUACAGGAGAUGGAUGUCAGCUCCCCCGUGGUCCCCAAAUUCACCAUCCUGGCGGAGCCGGCGGGGAGGCCCCCCGAGUUCCUGCUGGCUGAGAUCCACCUGCCCAGGGUGGUGAGUUCUGCAGAGGGGAGCUCCUGGCAGCUCCAGCCUGGGUCUGUGGCAGCAGGGAGGUGUGGGCGGCCGUGGGGCAGGUCUCUCUGAAUGAGGGGCACGGUG